AUGAAUAGUCUACGGCAUUUGGCGACGAGGGCGCCUGCAAACGGGCAAUUUUCCGUCGUGAGAUCUUCAUAUGGUCGAGCGGCAGUAUACAGACGGUUACUCCAGCAAACACAAGCUUCAAACCUACACUCAUUGUCGCCAAACUCAUCAAGUUCGACGCUUCCUUUGCAUCUCUCUCCUCUACGAUCGAACUUUCUUCCAGAUGAAAUACGGACGGGUUUAGGACCCGCAGUAAGAGCCAGAAGUUUUCACAAUGGCGCAAGAUUAAGGCAGGAGAAAGAGGCCAAACCUUCCAGCGAGUCGGCGAAAGAAGGAACGGCAGAGAAAGAAUCUGCAAAAAAGGCAUCAGGGGAGAGUGAGAGUGAAGCAGGCUCCGCUGGCGAAAAGACAAAGGACUCCGAGGGCGAAGGCAAGAAGGAAGAGAAAGAAAAAGAAGCUCCUCCGCCACCUCCUCCACACGGAGACAAGUCACCAUGGCAAGUCUUUACGGAGACUUUGCAGUCUGAAUUCAAGGCAUCGAAGGAGUGGAACGAAUCUACCAAAGCCUUGCAAGGAGAUGUUCAACGGUUCACAGAGAGCGAGUCAGUCAGGAAGGCGCGACAAGCUUAUGAGGCCACAACAGGCAAGGUCACAUCGACUGCUGGGACUGUCUUGAAAGGCACGGCUGGUGCCGUUGGCAAGGGAGCAGCUUGGACGUGGGACACACCGGUCGUCAAAGCCGCACGGACAACAGUAAACGCAACGGCAAGUGUAAUUGAGAAGGGAACACGGCCUAUAAGAGAAACAGAGGCAUUUAAGGAUGUCAAAAAGGUCAUCGACGAUGGUAGCAGUUCAAGAUAUGGAGGAUGGGUUGAGAAGGAAGAGCGACGAAAGGCAAGGGAGGCGCGAGAGUUGGAAGAAGCUAAAAAGGCUGGUCUCACUGGAGGCAAGCGGGUUGAAGUCCCCAUCGAAGACCCAAAUGCUGGCACAAACGUAACCCUACACAAAGACGCGGCCUGGAAAGAAACAUGGCGCGACUUCCGAGACUCCAACAAAAUGAUGCAAAACCUCUUCUCCUUGAAAUCCGCCUACAACGAAUCCGAUAACCCCUUCGUCUCAACCGCGCGCAGCAUCUCGGAUCGCUUUGCCGGUUUCUUCUCUGAGAACGAAACAGCUAUGGUCAUCAAGAAAAUCCGGGAAAUGGACCCAUCCUUUCAAAUGGAGCCUUUCGUGCGCGAAAUGCGCGAGUACAUUCUCCCCGAAGUCCUAGAUGCAUACGUAAAAGGCGACACCGUAACGCUGUCACAAUGGCUGUCAGCAGCACAGUUUUCGGUCUACGACGCUCUCACCAAACAAACCACUGCCGCAGGUCUUAAAAGUGAUGGCCGCAUUCUCGAUAUUCGGAACGUGGAGGUCAUGUCUUCCCGCAUCUUGGACCCGGGAGAUGUUCCAGUGUUCAUCAUGACCUGCAGGACGCAAGAGGUGCAUGUGUACCGCAACAUAAAGACGAAUGAGCUAGCAGCCGGCAUGGAGGAUAAGGUCCAGCAAGUCACGUAUGCCAUUGGCGUCACGAGGAUUCCAGAGGACGUAAAUAAUCCCGAGACGAGAGGGUGGAGGUUGAUUGAGUUGCAAAAGAGUGGGAGGGAUUACAUAUGA
Lachnellula hyalina is the source of this 1635-nucleotide messenger RNA. RefSeq names its product Mitochondrial import inner membrane translocase subunit (gene tim44). Gene Ontology annotation, biological process: protein import into mitochondrial matrix. NCBI's taxonomy places the organism in Eukaryota, Fungi, Ascomycota, Leotiomycetes, Helotiales, Lachnaceae. The coding region runs from base 1 to 1635 and encodes 544 amino acids. Gene Ontology annotation, molecular function: protein-folding chaperone binding. The transcript is spliced from 2 exons. Gene Ontology annotation, cellular component: mitochondrial inner membrane. The record is from RefSeq and is a predicted model, not a curated record.